Molecule: messenger RNA, 746 nt
Organism: Polychytrium aggregatum
Lineage: Eukaryota; Fungi; Chytridiomycota; Chytridiomycetes; Polychytriales
Product: ribosomal protein S8e/ribosomal biogenesis NSA2
Exons: 5
Coding region: 52-666 (204 amino acids)
Biological process (GO): translation; maturation of SSU-rRNA from tricistronic rRNA transcript (SSU-rRNA, 5.8S rRNA, LSU-rRNA)
Cellular component (GO): ribosome; cytosolic small ribosomal subunit
Molecular function (GO): structural constituent of ribosome
Source: RefSeq, a predicted model, not a curated record
AUCAUAUCCUACUGCCGUUUGCCCCAUCAAUUCGGUUAGGAGACAUCAGCCAUGGGUAUCAGCAGAGACAGUCGCCACAAGCGCUCGGCCACCGGUGCCAAGCGUGCCCAGAUCCGCAAGAAGAGAAAGUUCGAGCUCGGUCGCCAGGCUGCCAACACCAAGAUUGGUGCCAAGCGCAUCCACACCGUCCGUGUUCGUGGUGGCAACCUCAAGUUCCGUGCUCUCCGCCUGGAAGCCGGCAACUUUGUCUGGGGCUCUGAGCAGGUCGCCCGCAAGGUCCGUGUUAUCCGCGUCGUCUACAACGCCUCCAACAACGAGCUUGUCCGCACCAACACCCUCGUCAAGGGUGCCAUUGUCGAGAUCGAUGCCACUCCCUUCCGCCAGUGGUACGAGGCCCACUACGCCACCCCCCUCGGCCGCAAGUCCAAGAAGGGUGUCGCUGACUCUGAGGAGGUGAACAAGACCCGCUCCAACCACGUUACCCGCAAGGUUGAGGCUCGCAAGGCCCUCGCCAAGGUCGACCCUGCUCUUGACGAACAGUUCGUUGCUGGUCGCAUUCUGGCUCGCAUUUCCUCCCGACCCGGCCAGUCUGGUCGUGCUGAUGGAUACGUCCUCGAGGGCAAGGAACUCGAGUUCUACGUCCGUAAGCUCAAGGCCAAGAAAUAAACUCGCAGCUGUGUGUGAUGUUUAUAGUAAGCUUCUUCUCCAUCUGGAUCAAUAAUACAUUGAUUCGUGCCGUCACAGCA